AAUCGACACCAAUCGGGGGUGGGCAGCCUGUUACGUGAAUCUAUUUAUCUCUCCCCGCCGUAGCUCGCCGCUUUUCCAUCGAUGCGGUACUGGCAAGCUCCCUAAAGGUUCUCUCAGAGAGUCUCAUCGAGCGUCGUCCAGGCUGUAGCGCAUCGGUGUGCUCGUGAAGAGGACGAUGAAGCCAUCGCCGCGCGCCGCCGCCGCGGCCUGCCUCCUGGCGUCGUGCGGCGCCGAGACACUAAUGAAGUACGUGCUCGUGCCGGGAUUCGACUCCGACGACGCGCCCAUGUUUGCAAGAUGGGGCGUGCCGCUGUCCUGGGAUUCUUCAUUAAAUGAGACCGAGCUCCAGACGCACGCCCGCGACUUCGCCACCAAAUACAGUUUGCGCCAGACGCACGCCUGCGGGAACGAUGUCAAUUGCAUCACGGCCGCGUUGGCGGAGCGCAUGGCCGCGGCGACCGCCUCCUGUGAUGCGGACUGGCCCGAGCGGCUUGCUGAUGUCGUGCAGCGCUUGUCAAAGGCGAGCGCCGGCUACGAGCCUUUCGGUGAUAUAGCUAUCGUACUGUCCGGCUCGACGAACAAGCUCGCGAGUACGCUCGAAUCGCUCUACGAGCGUGUCGUUCGGCCCUCAGGAGCGAUGGUUUUCGCGGUGUUGAGCGGCGGUCAAGUUUUACCAGAAAGCACAAAAAAAGCCUUCGAAGCGCUGCCCUUCGUCGGCGCUGUGGAAUUCGCGGGGAAUGACACCGACGCCGUGCGGCGCGACCACGCGGAGCACUACCCCUAUCCGGCGCGACGGAAGAAGGAGCCCGAGCCGCACGUGAAUUUGCUAUACAUGUGGAAGGGCAUUCGAGACGCGAAUGCGCUGCGCGAGGCGUAUGAGGAGGCGACCGGGACGACAUUCAAGGUCGCCGCGCGCGUCCGGACGGACAUGGAGUUCGACCGCGACCACAACCUCGAGAGAUAUUUAGAUCUACAAAAAUUCGCGCUCUACGUGCCGCGCUGCGGCCACGCCAUCGUGAACAGUGCGGCGUUCCUCACGUGGCCGCCGGGCUAUCGGGGCGUGAACGACCAGUUCUUCGUGGCGCAGGGUGCGACGUUCGGGCGCGUCGCGCGCCUCUACGAGUACAUUCCCUCGCUGUACAAAGAUGCGCAGUGCACCUUUCACCCCGAACAUCUGUUGGGCUACGCGGCCGUGGCGGCCCUGCGGCUCGAGUUGCGCUACUACGAGGCGCCGCCGCCGGACCCCGUGGCCAUUCCCGAGCCGGUGCCCGGCUUCGCGUCGGCUUCCGGAAGGGAGGAGGCGCCCUGCGACUUCGCGGCGGCGGGCUACCACAUCCGGCGGCAUUCGGAGCGGGAGGGGGCGUGGUUGUGAGUUUUUUAGUUUGAAGUUUUAUCAUUGAGCUGUCUA
Molecule: messenger RNA, 1408 nt
Organism: Pelagomonas calceolata
Lineage: Eukaryota; Pelagophyceae; Pelagomonadales; Pelagomonadaceae
Source: the annotation of a GenBank genome assembly